GUUAUGUUAGUUAAGGUUGGAGCAGAGUGAGAAAAAGAAUAAAAACACACAAGACAUGGAAAAUGGAAACACGCCCAAUGAACCCGCUAGUUUCUGGACUCAAGCAAACGCUCUCCUUAGGAAGAAUUUAACCUUCCAGAAACGAAAUGUGAAGACAACGAUUAGGCUAAUCAUGUACCCGUUCUUGCUGUGUCUGUUGCUGGUUCUAAUCCAAAAGCUGCUAGAUAUUCAAUUGGACAAGGCUAAAAACAAGUGUGGAUGCAUUUGUAGCAAGACACAAGGGGACAAUUGUAUUGAGAAAGUGUGUGGUAUUCAGUAUUCGGAUUUGGAUCAAGUUGGAACAUGUCCAAUUCCUAACCCUCCUGAAUGGCCUCCUCUGUUGCAAGUGCCUGCUCCACAAUAUCGUGCUGUGAGAACGGAUUUUCUUCCCUUUUCUGAUUUGCCAAACCAGUCUUGCAGGAACAAUGGCUCGUGUCCUGUUACUAUGUUCUUCACCGGCACUAACCAAUCUUUUGGAGAAAUUUUAUCUGGGAAUAUGAUCCCAAGUACCUUUACCAUAAAUAAUUCCGAUGUUAUGGGUAGUCUGGCAACAAAUGUCGUGGGAUCAUCAUCAAAGACACAGUACGACAAUUUUCUGGAACCUGCUUUCUUUUCGGAUCUUCCCAUUUAUUAUCUACAAAGUCAGUGUACACAGAACUCUACAUUCUCCAUUCCUGUUCAGAUAUCAACCAUUAGCAGCCAGCAAGAGGUAACAUGUGCUCAGGGUUUACGUUUAUGGCGUAAUAGUUCUUCUGAGGUAAACAAUGAGCUGUUUAAAGGUUAUAGAAGGGGUAACACAGAGAAACAGAUCGAUGAGAUAGCUGCAGGUUAUGAUUUUCUAAAUUCAAAUGGAAAUAGAUAUAAUGUCAGCAUAUGGUACAACUCAACCUACAAAAAUGACACAGGCUUUGCAUCUAUUGCGUUGGCGCGUAUUCCUCGUUCUGUAAAUCUGGUAUCUAAUGCCUACCUUCAGUUUCUGCUGGGACCUGGUACCCAAAUGUUGUUUGAGUUUGUAAAGGAAAUGCCGAAACCUGAGACCCCAAUUAAAUUUGAUUUGGCUUCUCUACUGGGGCCUCUCUUCUUUACAUGGGUCAUCCUGCAACUUUUCCCUAUUAUCCUGACAUCGCUUGUUUAUGAGAAGCAACAAAAAUUAAGAAUCAUGAUGAAAAUGCAUGGUCUUGGUGAUGGGCCGUAUUGGAUGAUUUCUUAUGGUUAUUUUCUUGCCUUAUCUAUUGUCUACAUGCUGUGUUUUGUGAUAUUUGGCUCAGUCAUAGGGUUAAAAUUCUUCACAAUGAAUGACUACAGCAUCCAAUCCGUGUUUUAUUUCAUCUAUAUAAAUUUACAAAUAUCGCUGGCAUUUCUGUUGGCUUCCCUGUUUUCAAAUGUUAAGACAGCAACAGUAGUUGCAUAUAUAGGUGUGUUUGGAACUGGGCUCUUAGCUGGCUUUCUUUUCCAAUUUUUUGUUCAAGAUACAUCGUUUCCAAGAGGGUGGAUCAUUGUUAUGGAGUUGUAUCCUGGGUUUGCUUUAUAUCGUGGGUUAUAUGAGUUUUCACAAUCUUCAUUCAAUGGGAAUGCUUUGGGGACUAAUGGAAUGCGGUGGAAAGAUCUAAGUAAUAGCACGAAUGGCAUGAAAGAUGUCUUAAUUAUCAUGUUCGUGGAGUGGGUAUUGGUGCUUUUUUUGGCAUAUUACAUGGAUCAAGUUUUGUCAUCUGGAAGUGGGAAAAGUCCUCUCUUUUUCUUGAAAGGAUUUCAGAAAAAGCCUAGUUCAUCUUUUAGGAAGCCUAGUAUCCAAAGGCAGGGAUCUAAAGUUUUUGUUCAGAUGGAGAAACCAGAUGUCAAUCAAGAGAGAGAGAAGGUGGAACAGCUGCUACUUGAACCAACUAUUAAUCAUGCAAUUGUAUGUGACAACCUGAGAAAGGUCUAUCCGGGGAGGGAUGGUAACCCAGAGAAAUUUGCAGUGAAAGGGUUGUCCCUUGCUUUGCCUCAAGGGGAAUGCUUUGGUAUGCUUGGUCCCAAUGGUGCUGGGAAGACUUCUUUUAUCAACAUGAUGAUUGGUCUCACAAAGCCAACCUCUGGUACAGCAUAUGUUCAAGGUCUUGACAUAAGAACUGAUAUGGAUGGAAUAUAUACUAGCAUGGGUGUAUGCCCACAGCAUGACUUGCUGUGGGAAACCCUAUCAGGAAGAGAGCACCUUCUCUUUUAUGGCAGACUUAAAAAUCUUAAGGGUUCAGCCUUAACACAAGCAGUGGAAGAAUCUUUGAAAAGUGUAAACCUUUUUCAUGGAGGAGUUGCUGAUAAAAAAACUGGAAAAUACAGUGGAGGAAUGAAGAGGAGGCUUAGUGUUGCUAUUUCAUUGAUUGGAGAUCCUCGAGUUGUUUAUAUGGAUGAGCCAAGUACUGGAUUAGACCCUGCUUCAAGAAACAACUUAUGGAAUGUUGUUAAGCGUGCAAAACAAGAUCGUGCAAUCAUUCUCACCACACAUUCAAUGGAAGAGGCAGAAGUCCUAUGUGAUCGAUUAGGAAUAUUUGCAGAUGGUAGCAUGCAGUGCAUCGGAAAUCCAAAGGAGCUGAAAGCCAGAUAUGGAGGAACUUAUGUGUUCACGAUUACAACAUCUAUGGAUCAUGAAAAGCAUGUGGAGAACUUGGUGCAACAGCUCUCCUCAAAUGCUAACAAGAUAUACCAUAUCUCUGGUACGCAAAAGUUUGAGCUGCCAAAAGAGGAGGUUAAAAUAGCAAAUGUAUUCCUAGCUGUUGAAACUGCAAAGAGAAACUUCACGGUUUCUGCAUGGGGUUUAGCUGAUACCACAUUGGAAGAUGUCUUCAUUAAGGUUGCACGUGGGGCUCAGGCAUUUGACACCUUGUCAUAAAUAAUUUCAUACACAUUAUAUUGCUAGUCUACAUAUACUAUACAGGUUGAAUUAAUAUUAUUACGUGUAGCAUCACGAGUUUGUAUAUAGUCAUGUUUUUUUGUAGUUUACUUUGUAAUAUUCUUUUUACAACCCGCUUUCCUACCAAAAUAAAAUAAAACAAGAUCU
Molecule: messenger RNA, 3073 nt
Organism: Gastrolobium bilobum
Lineage: Eukaryota; Viridiplantae; Streptophyta; Magnoliopsida; Fabales; Fabaceae
Product: ABC transporter A family member 7-like
Exons: 18
Coding region: 56-2905 (949 amino acids)
Biological process (GO): transmembrane transport; lipid transport
Cellular component (GO): intracellular membrane-bounded organelle; membrane
Molecular function (GO): lipid carrier activity; ABC-type transporter activity; ATP hydrolysis activity
Source: RefSeq, a predicted model, not a curated record